GUCAACAUGGAUUGUAGUAGGCAAAAGUAAUCUGGUUUGGGGGUAGGAUAUAAGGUACUACUACUACUUUAGCUUAAUAUAAUAUUUGCAGACAAGCAAGGGAAGGUUGCAACUGCCACCCGCGGCCAAGUGAAACAACCUAGUAACCUUGCACUGAGAGAAUGGACUGGUUUCGUUCCCAUGUCUUCACCAUCGUCUUCUCCCUCUUCCGCGCCUCUCCCCCCCUCAAAUUCUCUUUUCCCUGGUCCAUCACCACUUCUUUCUCCCCCGCUAUGCUCAUUGAAGUCAUCCUUUCACCACCACCUGGUACAGUACCUGGAAACCCAAGUUACCACCACCUACCACCCACCGAACAACCGCACCUCAACCGGCAACACCAUCAGAUAAGAUCCAGACCACCCCCACGGAACCACGCGACAGUGAAUGUCUCACCGCAUCCCAGCCAACACGUCCGCAGCGGAGCUCAGCCCUAAAGGUGGAUUUUCGCGAUCAGUUGACAUCUCGCCAGAC
Molecule: messenger RNA, 510 nt
Organism: Aspergillus fijiensis CBS 313.89
Lineage: Eukaryota; Fungi; Ascomycota; Eurotiomycetes; Eurotiales; Aspergillaceae
Exons: 1
Coding region: 162-473 (103 amino acids)
Source: RefSeq, a predicted model, not a curated record